AUGGCAGAAGGCCAAGACGAACCCAAAAAGAUUACAAUUACAGUUAAAACCCCUAAAGAGAAGCAGCAAGUCGAAAUUGAGGAAGAUGCGGAUAUCAAAAAACUUAAAGAAGUACUAUCCCCCAAAUUUAAUGCCGAACCGGAGCAAUUAUGCCUCAUUUUUGCUGGAAAAAUAAUGAACGACUCUGACUCGCUCAAGCAGCACAACAUUAAGGAUGGACUGACAGUUCAUCUUGUGAUUAAAACUCCACCAAGGCCCGAACCUGAAGGAGGAACCCGCCGUCCUCCAGCUGAUAUUGGUGCAACACCAUUUGGGUUAAACUCACUUGGAGGUCUAGCAGGACUUGAGAGUUUGGGUCUAGGUCAAAGUACUUUUAUGGAUCUCCAGGCCCGUAUGCAACAAGAACUUUUGUCAAACCCAGAUAUGUUGAGACAAGUGCUUGACAAUCCUUUAGUGCAACAAAUGAUGAAUGAUCCAGAAAAUAUGAGAACUCUUAUUACAUCCAAUCCACAAAUGCAAGAUUUGAUGGCUAGAAACCCAGAAAUUAGUCACAUGUUGAAUAAUCCUGAACUCUUGAGGCAAACUAUGGAAUUGGCUAGAAACCCCGCCAUGUUGCAAGAAUUGAUGAGAUCUCAUGACAGAGCUUUAUCAAAUCUGGAGAGUAUACCUGGUGGAUAUAAUGCUUUACAAAGAAUGUAUCGUGAUAUCCAAGAACCAAUGCUCAAUGUGGCCAGCAGCAUGGCGGGGAAUCCAUUUUCUGGGCUAGUUGACAAUUCAGACGGCACCAACCCACAGCAGGGCUCUGAGAAUAGACAACCAUUACCUAACCCUUGGCAAAGAGGUGGCUCCAACACUUCAGGGGGAGGGACAGGCACAGGCACAGGUGCUGGUGCAGGUGCAGGUCCUGGCCUCAUCAACACUCCCGGCAUGCAGUCUCUCCUACAACAAAUGUCAGAGAACCCACGCCUGGUCCAGUCAAUGCUCUCAGCCCCCUACACUAACAGUAUGCUUCAAGCUUUGGCAGCGGACCCUGAAAUGGCAUCCCAAUUGAUUAAUCAGAAUCCUAUGUUCGCCAACAACCCACAACUGCAAGAUCAGAUCCGCACUAUGAUGCCUCAGAUGCUUGCUCAAUUACAGAAUCCUGAAAUGCAGCAAAUGAUGUCCAAUCCACAAGCUCUAAACGCGCUCCUCCAAAUCCAGCAAGGCAUGGAGCAGCUGCGCGCGGCUGCGCCCAGCCUCGUCAACAACCUGGGCUUCGGGGCGGCGGGGGCGCCCGCGACCCCCGCUCCCGCAGCGCCCGCGCCCGCGCCGCCCGCCGCACCCGCCGCCGCCCCGCAGCAAGCCCGCCAGCAGCAGAACUCGGAACUUUUUACACAAUUUAUGCAACGAAUGGUAUCCGCUAUGUCGAACAAUCAAACCAACACACAGCAGCCACCAGAGCAGCGCUAUUCACAGCAACUGGAACAACUUACUGCAAUGGGCUUUCUGAACCGAGAGGCUAAUUUGCAAGCGUUGAUCGCAACAUUCGGUGACGUGAACGCGGCGGUGGAGAGGCUACUGGCGCUCGGUCAGCUGUCUAUGAGC
Messenger RNA from Brenthis ino (lesser marbled fritillary), 1584 nucleotides. The record is from the annotation of a GenBank genome assembly. Lineage: Eukaryota; Metazoa; Arthropoda; Insecta; Lepidoptera; Nymphalidae.